This is a messenger RNA of Pezoporus occidentalis (night parrot), 2764 nucleotides long. RefSeq names its product leucine carboxyl methyltransferase 2 (gene LCMT2). Gene Ontology annotation, biological process: wybutosine biosynthetic process; tRNA methylation. The record is from RefSeq and is a predicted model, not a curated record. Gene Ontology annotation, molecular function: tRNA methyltransferase activity; protein binding. NCBI's taxonomy places the organism in Eukaryota, Metazoa, Chordata, Aves, Psittaciformes, Psittacidae. The coding region runs from base 45 to 2219 and encodes 724 amino acids. The transcript has 14 exons.
CUUCCUGCGGCCGCCUUCCGGUCUUGGCGUCAAAGCGGAGGAGGAUGGGCCGCGGGCGCCCCGGAGCUCCGCGCGGCGCCGCCGUCCAGGGCACCAGCGGCAGCAGCGCCGUCAGCAAAUGCUCAGCGGCGGCGCGGGGCUACAUCCAGGAUCGGUUCCUGCGGCUCCUGGUGGGGCGGCGGGGGCGGCGGCGAGCCCCGCUUGUCCACCGGGGUUAUUACAUCCGUGCCCGUGCUGUAGAUCACUGUGUUCAAGACUUCCUGCUGAAGACCCAAAGCCACCCUAGGACACAGAUCUUGUCUUUAGGUGCUGGCUUUGACUCGUUAUACUUCCGUUUGAAGGACAUGGGUCUUCUGCAUCGCACUAUGGUAUAUGAGGUGGAUUUCCCAAAUGUGGCACGCCAGAAAGCUGCUCUGAUCAAAAGAAUGGAAGAAUUGUCGGCAUUGGUGGGAAGCAGUGAAGGGGAAGGAUUAGGAGUCAUUACCUUUUCUGGAAAGGAUUAUAAAUUACUGGGAGUGGAUUUAUCAGAGCUGUCUCAGCUGGAGAGAGCCCUGGAGGAAGCAGGAUUGGACACUGAAAUCACCACCCUCUUCAUAGCAGAGGUGGUGCUCACCUACAUGGAAAAUAGCAGGUCUGAUGCCCUGAUUCAGUGGGCAGCAGAGCAUUUCUCUCAGGCGUGCUUUCUGCUGUAUGAGCAGAUGCACCCAGAGGACCCCUUUGGACGUGUCAUGCAGCAGCAUUUCAACCAGCUGAACUCUACACUUCAUUCUGUGGCACAGUACCCUGAUUGCGAGGCACAGCAGAAGCGCUUCUUGGCAAAGGGCUGGACUGAGUGCAGUGUCAUGGAUAUGAAUGAGUUUUUCACCUGUUGUACUCCAGAAGAUGAGCAGCAAAGAGUGCAGACUCUGGAGCCUUUUGAUGAAUAUGAGGAAUGGCAUCUGAAAUGUUCUCAUUACUUUGUCCUGGCUGCAUCAAAGGGGAUGGAACCUUCCUGGACUCCGCUGUUACCCAGUAUGACAGUUCCCCGUGGUGCUGUUGGGAUGGCUGGGAGUGUCCCUGCAGUGCGUGCGAUGCGCUCUGACACUUCUGGGCUGAGACGUUACGGUCACCACUCUGUUCUUCUAAAACGCGAUGUGAUCCUCACCACUGGAGGCUUUGGGGAGGCGGAUGGACAGCACUGCCGGAUGAGGAAUUUUCAUGUGCUAAUAAAACAUGCAGGCUGCUGGAAAGCUGGCUGUGUGAAGAAUGAAAAUACUGAUAAAAGAUGGGAUGAGCGGCUGUUCCAUACUGUGUCAUGUGUCUCCAACAGUCUGGCCCUGGUGGUAGGAGGACGAACAUCCCCAUCGAGCACAGGCUUGGGAAUGUUGUUGCUGAAGUUCCAUGAAACCUGUAAUGCCUUGGACCCAGGUGACAUUACAGUGAAACUUAUAAGUCUGCAGCCUGCUGCUGAGCCAGCUGCUUUGCGUUGGAGGCACAGCACAACUGAAGUGAUGUUUAAAGGCAAGAAGUACCUCUUUGUGUAUGGUGGCCGCUCUGCUCUGGAGCCUGUGCUGGGGGACUGGUAUUUCUUGCACACUCAAGACCUUUCCUGCACUGGGAUUCCUGUGGAGGGUCCAAUACCAGAAAGCCGUCACUCUCACUCUGCCUGUAGCUGGAAAGGAGGUGUGGUAAUUGCAGGAGGUCUGGGAGCAGCUGAGCAGCCAUUAGGUUCAGUUUUCUUUCUGAGGGAGCUUGAACAUGGCUUUCAAUGGCAGACAGUAGAGACACACCCCCCUCUCAUACCAAGGUAUUCACAUACUGCACAUGUGCAUGAUGGAAAACUUCUGCUUGUUGGUGGAGUGUGGUUUCACUCAUCCUCUGUGCCAGGCAUCACUGUCAUUGACUUAAUGAGCGGUCUGUGCUUGGACUGUAUGAUUAAUGUGAAUCUAGAUGAGGAUACCCUUAUAAAAUUUGCAUUCUGUCUUGAGCAUUCUACAAAGGAAGCCUCUAUAACAUAUCCUCUUCAGACUCUAGUGGCCCCAAUGAUAGUUGAAUUGUCAACACAGGAGUUUUGUUACUGCUGCAGUCUGUUAUCUGCAACAAGUGUCUUUCCAAGGUUCACUUUCCUGAGCUUUCAAAUAUUGGAGGUCAUCAUGAAAGAGCAUCUCUUCAGAUUAUCAGAUAAACAGGUUAUAAAUCAGAUGUUUCUUGUACUGCAGAUGUAUCAGUGUAUGUUUUAGGCUGUCUCCUUUGUGGUGAAGAGGGCAUGAUUGUUCAUUGCUUCUUCUGAUGUAAGAACUAGGAGACAUCAAAAGAAGCUGGUUGGCAAUACUCUUCAAAAGAGUGCUUCAUAUGACACAUAGGUAAGCUCUGGAGCUCCUUGCCACAGGAUAUGAAUGCCGAAGGUUUACACAGAUUCAGAAAGCAAUGGGCUAUGUUCCUGAAAGGAAAAUCAUUAAGGGUUCAGGGUUACAAAGACAUUGUCAUUAACAAUCUGUUGUGCUAUAAGCCAAGCCUGCAACCCAGAACCACGCAGCCGCUCACUCACUCCCCUCCUUCCUCCCCCUGCUCCCAGAGGGAUGGGGAAGAGAAUUGAAAGAAUGUAACUCCCACGGGUUGAGAUAAGGACAGUCCAGUAACUAAGGUAUAACACAAACCACUGCUGCUACCACCAAUAAUAAUAAUUAUAAGGGAAAUAACAAGGGAAGAGAAUACAACUGCUCACCACCCGCUGACCGAUACCCAACCCGACCCGAGCAGUGAUCUAGCCCUUCUGGGUAGCUGC